Lodderomyces elongisporus is the source of this 2550-nucleotide messenger RNA. It is a transcript of the gene TOP1, whose product is annotated as DNA topoisomerase 1. Gene Ontology annotation, biological process: chromosome segregation; DNA replication; DNA topological change. The coding region runs from base 1 to 2550 and encodes 849 amino acids. Gene Ontology annotation, molecular function: DNA topoisomerase type I (single strand cut, ATP-independent) activity; DNA binding. Gene Ontology annotation, cellular component: nucleolus; chromosome. NCBI's taxonomy places the organism in Eukaryota, Fungi, Ascomycota, Pichiomycetes, Serinales, Debaryomycetaceae. The record is from RefSeq and is a predicted model, not a curated record. The transcript has a single exon.
AUGAGUGACUCUGAAGACGACGUUGUAUUGUCACAACUUGCAGUAAAGACCGAAUCCCCAUCAACAUCACCAACUUCAAAUGAUUCCGAUAUGGAUAUCGACAACAAAGAGCACGAUGACGAUAGCAAUGAUGACAAUGGCGGGAAUGAUGACGAUGACGAUGACGAUGAUGAUGACUAUGAAGACGAAGACAACAUACCCUUGUCUCGCAAAACAAACAGAAAAGUUAAGGUGAAGAAGGAAAUAUCCGAUGAAGAAGAUGAAGAUAAACCUUUGGCAAAAAAGAGAAAACUCAGUAAUGGCACAGCAAAAAAAGCUAAUAAAGCUGCAACAACGCCCAAGAAAAAAACAGCAACUACAAAGGUGAAAAAAGAGUCUAAAACAACAACAACAACAACAACACCAGCAACAACCAAAAGGAAAACACCUGCAAAAGCAACAACAACCACAAAAACACCAAAAACAACAAAAGCAAAAACAACAAAAGGUACCACUACUACCAAAGUCAAGGCUGAACCAUCUACUAAAAAGACUACAAAGGCUUCUCAAGUAAAAAAAGAAACAUCAGUUAAAAGUGAAACUCCAGAGUCAGGAGAUGGUGGAGACGACGACGAUGAAGAAGAAGAAGACGCAGGCUACAAAUGGUGGGAAGCCCAAGACGAACAUGAUGGAGAGAUCAAAUGGACAUCACUCGAACAUAAUGGUGUUAUGUUCCCACCAGAAUACGAACCUUUACCUUCACACGUCAAACUAUACUACGAUGGGAAACCAGUCAACUUGCCAGUCGAAGCAGAGGAAGUUGCCGGUUUCUUCGGGGCAAUGGUUGAAACCGACCACGCCAAGAACCCAGUUUUCCAAAAAAACUUUUUUAAUGAUUUUAAAGAAGUGUUGAAGGAAUCAGGCGGAUGCAAUGUUGACAUCAAAGAGUUUGAGAAGAUGGAUUUUAGCAAAAUUUAUGCCUACUAUGAGAAAAAACGAGAAGAGAAAAAAGCAAUGAGUCGAGAAGAAAAGAAAAGACUUAAGGAAGAAAAAGAUAGGAUCGAGGAACCAUUCAAGACAUGUUUAUUGAAUGGAAGAAAAGAAUUGGUGGGCAAUUUUAGAAUAGAACCUCCAGGCUUAUUCCGAGGUCGUGGCGCACACCCAAAGACGGGUAAGUUAAAGAGAAGAGUACGCCCCGAGCAAGUCACCUUGAACUUGAGUAAAGGAGUCAAGAUUCCAGAACCUCCUGCAGGACACCAUUGGGCAGAAGUACGACAUGAUAACGAGGUUACAUGGCUUGCAAUGUGGAAAGAAAACAUUUCAGAUUCAUUUAAAUACGUGCGAUUCGCUGCAAACUCUUCUGUUAAAGGACAAUCCGACUUUAAGAAGUUUGAAAAAGCUAGAGAAUUGCGUCAACACGUUGAUGCUAUAAGGAAAGAUUACACCAAGAUGCUCAAGUCAGAAAAAAUGCAAGAUCGACAAAUGGCAACGGCAAUGUACCUUAUUGAUGUGUUUGCCUUGAGAGCAGGCGGUGAAAAGGGUGAGGAUGAAGCAGAUACCGUGGGUUGUUGUUCACUUCGAUAUGAACAUCUUACUUUAAAACCACCGAACCAGGUCAUUUUUGAUUUUCUUGGUAAAGACUCUAUUCGUUUUUACCAAGAAGUUGAAGUAGAUAAGCAAGUGUUUAAGAAUUUGCGAAUUUUCAAAAAAGAUCCCAAGAGACCCGGUGACGAUAUCUUUGAUAGGAUAAACCCGUCAAUGGUUAAUAAACAAUUACAAAAUUAUAUGAAGGGUUUAACUGCAAAAGUGUUUCGUACAUACAAUGCAUCAAAAACUAUGCAGGACCAAUUGGACCUUAUACCCAAUGAAGGUACUGCUGCUGAAAAAGUUGUUAAAUUCAAUGCGGCAAAUAGAACAGUUGCCAUAUUGUGUAAUCACCAGCGUACCGUUAGUAAGAACCAUGGCAACUCUGUGCAAAAAAUCAAUGAUAAGUUGAGAGAAUUGAUUUGGCAGAAAAUUAGACUCAAGAAGAUGAUUUUGAAGUUGGAGCCAAAGUUGAAGAAGAAGGACCCCAAGUAUUUCGAAGAACUUGAGGAUUUGUCCAAUGAAGAGAUUGAGCAUAUUCACCAUUUAGUUAUCGAAAGACACCGGCAACAAGUGCAAAAGAAGUUUGAACGAGAUAACGAGAAAUUAAAGUUGGAGAAGAAACCAUUGCUCAAAAAGAAAGACAUUAAGGAGAAAUUGGAUAAAAUAACAGAAUUGGAAAAGGAAUACAAAAAGGAGCUAAAGACCGGGAAGCCAGAGAUCCCCAAAGGCGCUACAGUUGAGAAAUUGAAAACACAAGUUGAAAACAUGGAGAAUAGAAUUGUUAGCACCACUUUACAAUUGAAAGACAAAGAAGAUAACUCUGAAGUCUCUUUGGGUACAUCAAAGAUGAACUAUAUUGAUCCAAGAUUAACGGUGAUGUUUUCCAAAAAAUUUGAUGUUCCAAUUGAAAAAUUGUUUACAAAGACAUUGAGAGAGAAGUUUAAAUGGGCCAUCGAGUCAACUGACAAAGACUGGAGGUUUUAA